CUCUCCACAACUCACUCAUUCCCUCAGCAGCCAGCCAUACGCGCUGCAUGCACCUAUCGGCUCUGGUCAAAAGCCAAAUCGAAGAAGCUCGUUGACCAGAGCCGUCAGGAAGACCAGCAGUUGAUCUAGGAAGUAGUCGCUUUGGCUGCCUAUCCGCUUCACAAUGUCGUCCAGGUAUGUGUUGACGACGUCAAGCAAUUUCUUGACGAGAUCUUCAGUGGCAGCCAGAUGACCGGCGAUCUCAUCCUCGUCAGAUCCCCGGGGCUUGCGAGGCUCGUCUGGGGUGGCUGCCGCCACUUUGGCCUUGAGCUCGUCAACUCGCUUCAGGGUCGCCCUGACCUCAUCCACAAUGCUGCUGCCACGAGGGUGGUCAUCGGACUUCUCUGCAGCUGUCCCCGACACACACACACACACACACGCAACAAAGGUCACAGCAAGUAACGUCGGCCCUCACAGCAAGUGACGUCGGCCCCUCCUCCUUCCUUCCCGCCCUCGCUACAGGACCUACCAUGUUCCUCUGAUGUCUUGCCAAUUGUUGCGAGGAACUCCUCCAAUUGCUUAAUGAUGGCGUCGACGUCGCUGUCUCGGCUCUCUGCCUUCGAUGAGCCACUCGACGGCGCGGCGGCGCAGAGGGGCGCUAGAAGGAGGAUGGUAGCCACCAGGAUGGCGCUUGUCAUGACGUUCUUGUACAUAUCGCUUGCGUCAGCUUGACUCGGUG
This is a messenger RNA of Vitrella brassicaformis, 718 nucleotides long. The record is from the annotation of a GenBank genome assembly. NCBI's taxonomy places the organism in Eukaryota, Vitrellaceae.